CUAUCCCGGGCGUUGAAGGCCAUGAAUUACACGUCUGGGUGGGCUAGACGGAACCUGAAGCAGCCAAAGCUGAUGAAGGAUCCAGAAGAGCAGGCCAAGCUUCCGCUGUCGGAGCGAGAGUCCCCCAUAGAAAGCUCCGGCCUCGGUGAGCCGGACUACACUGAAUUCGACUUCCUGGACGAUGCCACUAGCGCUGCGGCCGCCGCCGAGGAGGGAAUUGACGAGGCCGAAGAGGCCGCCGAGGAGGGAGCCGACGAGGUUGAAGAGCCAGCCGCGGAUGAAGGUGCCCCGGAGGCUUGAUCGGCUAUUCCCUGUUGUAAUUAGCUUUUCAUUUUUUGCCAAAUGAUGUAACGGCCGAAGUGCCCCCAAUUGUAAUGAACUCACUAUCAA
Cuscuta europaea is the source of this 390-nucleotide messenger RNA. Lineage: Eukaryota; Viridiplantae; Streptophyta; Magnoliopsida; Solanales; Convolvulaceae. The record is from the annotation of a GenBank genome assembly.